AUGAUGAAGUCUCCCAAGGCUGUAAUCAUCAUCUUAGCUUCUGCCUUUUGCUUCUUGUCCCUCCUUGACUUGGCCUAUGGAGACAAACAACCUAAAUUCAGUGUGGAAGGCAGAGUAUACUGUGACACUUGUCGCGUUCAGUUCAUAACUCGUCUCACCCAGUUCAUGGAAGGUGCGACGGUUCGCUUAGAAUGCAAAAAACGCGGCGACGAAGCUGUAGUUUCUCUUGUUGAAGGCAAGACUGAUAGCUCAGGAACAUACAAGCUUCCAGUAGAAGGAGAGCAUGAAGAAGAACUAUGUGACAUUAAGCUUAUAUCAUCCAGCAUGCCCGACUGCUCUGAGCAGCCCAAAGAACUUCACGCUGAUACCCAUGCUAGAGUUAGCCUCACAGACAACAAUGGCAUUGUUUCUAAGACUCGCAAGGCCAAUCCUCUUGGCUUUUUGAAGGAGAAACCUCUCCCUGAGUGUCCUAAAGUCUUACAAGACCUUGGAAUGUCUACCGAUGACAUGAUUCAAUAA
This is a messenger RNA of Pistacia vera, 519 nucleotides long. RefSeq names its product olee1-like protein. The transcript has 2 exons. Lineage: Eukaryota; Viridiplantae; Streptophyta; Magnoliopsida; Sapindales; Anacardiaceae. The record is from RefSeq and is a predicted model, not a curated record. Bases 1 to 519 code for a protein of 172 amino acids.